AUGACUGUACCAGCUUACGAGCCCAUCUCAGAUGAUGACUUGUAUAGACACUCUUCCCAGUUCCGGAUAUGGUCCCUGACUCCCGAAGAACUAGAAUCUAAGCGCCGUGCCGUCUACGAGCGGGCCUGUAGAAAUGUGCCCGGCGCAAUUGCUAAAGACAAAAACGUACCAGAGACUUCCAUUGAAGUACUUUCUUAUGAAGAAGAGCAGCAGUUGAUCCAAUACUAUUCAACCAAACUGCUACUUUUAGGAGAUGGUCUGCAACAACCUACACAGGUCAGCGCAACAGCACUUUCUUAUUUUCGCAAGUUUUAUACGGUACAUAGUACCAUGGAACACCAUCCCAAAGACAUUUUUUCAACUUGCAUUUUCCUCGCAGCUAAGGUUGAGAACAACCUGAUCAAAAUUGAUUAUUUAUGUAAGGUUUUAAGGAAGAACCAAAAAGAGAUUCUUGACUGCGAAUUUCUGGUUCUACAAUCACUUUCUUUUACCCUGCUCGUCCACAAUGGUUAUAGACCAAUGCGUGGUCUGCUACUCGAUAUCCAAGCAGUGAUUCCUCACUUAGCGCCCCCAGAAGCAUUGGAACCAUUACGUUUAAAGACUAAAAAGGCCAUCAUUGAUUCCUUCUUUUCAGAUGUCCAGUUCCACUUUACGCCGCCUCAGAUUGCGCUGGCCGCACUCAUGACUGCUGACGAAACACUAACUAUGGAGUAUCUGAAGAAGAAGUUUGGCCAUGAUGGCAUUGAACUGUUACGCAAAGAUAACCCAGUCAUCGACACAAAAGGUGUAUCUGAUUUGCAAAUGCUGUUAGAAAUUAUUGAAGAAUGCCGCAAGAUGAUUCAAUCUGUACCCCAGGUCCCCGAUCAAAUGGGUAAGGCUACUGACCGCAAACUGUACUAUCUUUACAACCCUGACAAACAGGCCAAACGCAAGCUUGCCCGCGCAGAGGCCCCGGAGGUCUCGCCGGCUCCUUCUGCGCCUUCUGCGCCUACAGCUCCUGCAUCAACUGGUAGUCCAGAGCCUAAGCGCCAAAAAAUGGACGAUUAG
Molecule: messenger RNA, 1047 nt
Organism: Magnusiomyces paraingens
Lineage: Eukaryota; Fungi; Ascomycota; Dipodascomycetes; Dipodascales; Dipodascaceae
Exons: 1
Coding region: 1-1047 (348 amino acids)
Biological process (GO): regulation of transcription by RNA polymerase II; regulation of cyclin-dependent protein serine/threonine kinase activity
Cellular component (GO): nucleus; transcription factor TFIIK complex
Molecular function (GO): cyclin-dependent protein serine/threonine kinase regulator activity
Source: RefSeq, a predicted model, not a curated record